Acaulospora morrowiae is the source of this 194-nucleotide messenger RNA. The record is from the annotation of a GenBank genome assembly. Lineage: Eukaryota; Fungi; Glomeromycota; Glomeromycetes; Diversisporales; Acaulosporaceae.
AAACACAAAGAAAAAAGGAAGCACAUUUAUCCUUACAACAUCAUAUCAAUUAGGAAAAGAAAACCAGCCAUCAUCUUCACAAACUUCUUCCACCAACAAAACUGUCUUAUCAUUAGAGUCACGCAACAGGACUUCAAGUCAAACAAAUGUCAAUAUAACUACCAAUCAAAUAUCUCAACCAACCAUAAAAACUG